CAUAGAGUAAUAAUACGACCUCAGCUGCCGUGGAUGAUAGUACGCGAGUUCUACCACUGCUACAACUGAUAACCCACUAAUCAUAUGUACGUCGAUGACUUGGGAAUUGAGGAAAUCUUUUCGCCAGGUUUCCUUCGUGAGGCAAAACCUUCGAAUUUGACGAACGAACAAAAUGGCGUUGACCAAUAUCCAGAGGAUUCUGGUCCGCGUGCCGUUCGCGCUCUCGUCCAAACGACACAUUGCCAGCAUCGCUUUGCAAAAGUCGCUGGGAGUUGUCUCGAAGAAACCUGCGCCGUUCCCGUAUUUGGAGAAAGACUAUACAUUACUCACGAGUAUGUUUGACAAGACCACCUCCCGCUUCGAUGAAAACACCAAAUUGAUUGUGCUCGAUGGACCGAUCGGUGUUGGUAAAUCGGCUAUUGGAAAACAACUGGCUGAUCAAUUAGGCAUGCAUUUCAUGCCUGAUAUUACAAUGGAUACUUACUAUAUUAAUGAUUAUGGUUAUGAUAUGCGUAAACUUGACCCUCAGCUACCAGUUAACUGUCGUAGUUUUGAUGAGCGUAAUUUUCUCGAGAAUCCUAAUCAUUUUGGAGCAGCUGCAUUUCAAAUAAUCAAAUUCAAAUUACGCUAUGCUCAUUAUAUUGAUGCUAUUGCACAUUUAUUAAACACUGGAGAUGGUGUUAUUAUUGAGCGUAGUCCAUACAGUGAUUUUGCAUUUUUAGAAUCAAUGUAUAAAUGCAAGUAUAUUAGCAAAACUGUACGUGACAUAUAUUAUGUAUUAUACAAACACGCAAUGCCAGAUUUAUUGCAUCCACAUGUAAUUAUCUAUUUACAUGCACCAGUAUCUAGAGUCUUAGAGCUAGCAAAAAAAAGAAAUUUACCUUAUGAGGUUAAUUCUAAGGCAAUGAACACUGAGUAUUUAGAAUCUAUGGAACAUGAACUCAAGUACAAAUUUUUAAGGGAUAUGAGUAAACAUUCAGAAGUAUUGAUUUAUGAUUGGUCAGAAGGUGGAGAUUCAGAGGUAAUUGUUGAAGAUUUAGAACGUAUGGAUUUGGACAACUAUGAUGAUAAUGAUCCUAAGAUAGCAGAUUGGAGUUAUUCAAGAGAACAAUAUUGGGCUGAUUUACGAAUGAAGUAUACUAAUUGUAAAUUUGAUAUGUUAUCUAAUUUCAAUGUUCCUCUUGUUGAUGCUCCAGAACUUAAUAUACCAGGCGAAGAAGUUGAAAUCCUUACACAUGCUUGGUUCAAUGCUGAAGGAAAUACGCAUCAAGUAGGAUAUGAUCCAAAAUAUCAUAAAAUGUCUGAAAUUAUGUUCAAGACCAAAUCUCCCAAAGAUUGGAGUCCGAUAUCUUAAAGUGAAUAAAAUGUAUGUUAAAUAAUAAAUACCCAACAUUUGUAAA
Molecule: messenger RNA, 1400 nt
Organism: Sipha flava (yellow sugarcane aphid)
Lineage: Eukaryota; Metazoa; Arthropoda; Insecta; Hemiptera; Aphididae
Gene: ND-42
Product: NADH dehydrogenase [ubiquinone] 1 alpha subcomplex subunit 10, mitochondrial
Exons: 5
Coding region: 173-1354 (393 amino acids)
Biological process (GO): mitochondrial electron transport, NADH to ubiquinone
Cellular component (GO): cytoplasm
Source: RefSeq, a predicted model, not a curated record